AGCCAUUUUGGCUCAAGCCAUUUUGGCUCAAGUGCUUGGCGCGCGUCGUCGGUUCAAGGGUGGCCCUUUGGCGAAAGCCAGCUGGGCGCCCUUCGCUCCGCGCGCUCCGCAUGUUGGCUCGGGGGGCGGCGGAAGAAAGCUGCCCGUGGCGUACUUCGAGAGAUCGCAGGCUGGCGAGGCGCCGAGCCCGCGAUGCCUGCGAGCGGGGGCUCUGGAGAGCCCUGCACGGCCGAGGAGACCCACCCUGCCGCGGCGCUGCGCUCGCGGUCCUGGCGGAGGACGUGGCCAGGCGCGAGCGGCUGUCGCGCGGGGUGUUGGCCUCGCGUGUCCUCGGCACCAAGUCGGCUCCUGGCGAGGUGCUCAUCAGGAACUGCUCUCAGCAUGCGCGGGACCUCCCUGCGGAGGGGGCGGGAUUGGCGCAGUGGCGAGCAGCCGCGCGCGGCCCGCGCCUCGGCUCUGAAGGCCCACCAACUGCUGUUGCUCCUGAUGUCCUUCCCGAUGCUGGGUGUUGGGAAUUGCUGCAUGAUGAUCGUCUACCGUUUCUGGUGACGCAGGCGACGGUCGACUGCGAUCUCUCUGAGGGCGAGGGCGCCCUGGGCGGCGGCCGGAGCGUCCGGGCCUUCCUCAGGGGCUCGCUUCAGCCCAGCGGCAGGAUGGCGGUUUUCGCCAGCCGUGCGUUCGGAGCCGACGGGAGCAUCCCCACUGGUCAGGCCAAUGCUGAAGGGGAGGUGCCUGCGGCCGUCGGUGCUCUGGACAGCGGCUCGUCUCAUGCUUCGGGUUGCCCCUCUUCCGCCACCGCGCCUUCGGUACUGCGAGCUGAUGCGCCCGAGUUCGCGCCCUCAGCCCAGGAGUCGAGUUUGUGUGCCGAGGAGGCCUACAACUACCCGUUGAAGGAGUGCUUCGUGUUGCCCGAUGGGUGCCCUCCGUUUCCGAGGUGCACCUGCGGCGCCAUGGUGUUCUCGGGCAUCUCCGCUGCUGCGCUGCCGCCUUUCGUCAGUCUCAGCGGAGGGGGAUGCCAGCGCCGCGGCUGCUGCGGGGACGCUGGCGGCCCAGGCUCCUCAGGGGUAGGCGCCGCACCGAUGACAUCGACGCCUUCUUCGGCGUCGACGCGGGGAUGCAUCCACGGGGCCUUGUGCGACUCGCCGACUCUGUACAUCUUCUCCACUGGCCGCAAGGCGGCGGCUUGGUGGCUGGCGCGAAUGGUGAUCGCCGAGAAGUGGCUCGGGUGCUGCUCCAUCUUUGUGGGGCGCUUGCUGCCGCCAGCUGCUCUGUCUUCGGCAAGCGGCUCGGGCUCUUCUGGAGCCGAUGGCGGUGAUCCUCCUGAGCGUGCUCUCCCUGUGUUGGUGCGGUUGGGGACGGAGGGCGCUUUUGUCGACCUCACCUGCCGUAGAGCUGUAAGUCUUUUCCCGAGAGCGGGUGCUCUCGGUGCAGUGCGGCGCCUCUUGAGCGACCGCGGAGGAUAAGCGGGGGCCCUAGCCUUCGAGGGCCAUCGUGUGCUGCGCCGCGCGUGCGCGGCGUAGAAGCUGGGACGGGCGUGCUGCCCGUCGAGGGCGCAAUUUAUGGCGCAACCGAUCGGAUACGGCUUUAUUCUCGGCCGCCGAGGUGCCAGGGGA
Molecule: messenger RNA, 1613 nt
Organism: Prorocentrum cordatum
Lineage: Eukaryota; Dinophyceae; Prorocentrales; Prorocentraceae
Source: the annotation of a GenBank genome assembly